UCGGAGAUGGCUAAAUCUCAAUUUAGCUGCGCAACCUUCUUUGCCCUGCUCAUCUGCUUCCUCCUCCUCGUACCAAAUAAGAUGCCAAUGGCUGAAGCUACAUUUUGCAAGAGGCCUGCCAAGAACUGGUCCGGGGAUUGUUCCUCUGACAGGUGCUACAAUUAUUGCAAGUACACAGAGCAUGUUUACUCCGGAGAAUGUAUUUGGACUGGCAGUGGUCAGCAUCGUUAUCAUGCUUGCUACUGUGUCUACAACUGUUGAAAGCCUACUAUUUUCU
This is a messenger RNA of Coffea eugenioides, 277 nucleotides long. Its product is annotated as defensin-like protein 18. The transcript is spliced from 2 exons. The record is from RefSeq and is a predicted model, not a curated record. Lineage: Eukaryota; Viridiplantae; Streptophyta; Magnoliopsida; Gentianales; Rubiaceae. The coding region runs from base 7 to 261 and encodes 84 amino acids.